GCGGGCGGGGAUGGGGCUGGGGCUGGGCCCCUCCGCUCCCGGUGCCGCACGGGGGAAGGGUCGGGGCAGUGCCGGGAGGUGCUGAGGGGGUCUGGGGAGUCGCUGACACUGGCGCGGUGCCCAGGGAGGGAGAGCGGGGCACCGGGAGCCUUUCCCCCGUCAGGCUAAGCCUAUUCAUGUGAUGGAAACAUACAUCAGGAAAAUGGCGUGGUUGUUGGACAAUGAUCAAUCUUUGGAAAAAAUUGGGUUGACAAAGUUGCAUCUACAGGGUGACCAUCCACCAUGGCAAGAUUUUGCUGUGCCCCAGCCAGGACCAGAUCACGGAUUGCUGGGAACACAUAGCAGCCAGACACAAGAUGUGCUGAGAGAACAAAUUAAGAAAACACAGUCUCAGAAGGUGCAAACAACAGAAGAAUGGAUAAGACACUACAGUUUGGAAUCCUUGCAAUUAACAUUAGAGCAUCUGUGCUCCAGGAAUUCAGGAAACAGUGAAGAGAUGGAGUUUACAGAGGAGACUGUUAAUGAUUUUGAAUCCAGACUUUCUGAUGUGAUUGAACUCUACCAGCACCGAAUCGAGUGGCUGUUGCAGGACAGCAGAAAGGUGUUCGGUGUUAUAAAAGGAACUAAAGUUGGACUUUUGGUUGAUGUGUCUCAUUUGAGUUAUGGACCUAGACUACUGGAUUUUCAGAAGAACCUUUUGUGCCUAAUAGAUGAGCAGCUUUGUUAUAAGGAGCAAUUGUACUGCCUCUCAUUCAGUACAGAAAUUUCACCGCUGUGGGAGAGUCCAAAAACCAUCAACAUUCAUGUGCUGCAUGAAGUAAGACAGUGGAUACAAGAGCUGGAGCCUGGUCGAGGCUGCAAUUUGCUGAAAGCCUUAAGGCAUGUCCUUCCAAUGAAAGAACUGAAUUCCCUGGUUCUUAUUGUAGGAAGCUGCCCUGAUCAGUCUUUUGAAAUAUUAUGUGAUUAUGCUCAGCAGUGUAUGCUGGGGAGAAAAGUGCAGAUUCACACUGUUACAUAUGAUUGCAGCAACCCUGCUUCUCUUGCAGUUCUAAAGAACCUUGCAGAAGCUGUAAGAGGCCGUUACCAUUGCUACUCUUCCAAGGGUGAGAAUUUUGAUAGCAGUGAUUUUCAUCUGCUACUUCAGGAAUCCCAGAAGGCUAAGGACCUACUCAAGAGCAUCAAACAGACUUUUCAAGGAAGAGUUGGUGGCUUGCUUGGUAGUAAAAGAGCAGAGGUUUGCACAGAAUUUGCAAAUACAGCACCUUCCAGCUUCUUCCUGAAGCCUCCAGAGCACAAAGCACCAUUAGUUAUUCAAACACCAGGCAUCCUGGCCAAAACCUCAGCAGACUGGUUAAAGACAUAUGGAUUAAAAGCUAAAAAGUUAGACCUUUAUCAAGUUCUGGCUCCCAAUGCUUUCUCUCCUGUGGAAGAUUUUGUACCUAUUCUUAAAAAAACAGUAUCAUCAACUCUACAUGAGAAACUGAUGAUACAGUUUGAGUGGCAUGAUGGAACUGUAAAAAAUAUCCAUGUUGACCUGCCAGUAUUGUACAACUAUCAGAAACUUCUUGCUAAAAUGGUAAGGAUCUAUGAGAAACGAAUUGACUGGCUAUCUGUUGCUAGCAGAAGAAUAUGGGGAAGUGUUUGUGAAAGAAGGGUGGUUGUACUUGUUGAUAUAUCAGUGACAAACUCUACCUACAUCUCUCAUAUCCAACAUUCCUUGCGACUUUUACUUGAGGAACAAAUGUCAAAUAAGGAUUUCUUCAAUAUUAUAGCAUUUGGGAGUGAGGUUGUGCCUUGGCAGCAGGAACUGUGUCCUUCCCAACCAGAAAACUUAGAAAAGGCUUGGAGGUGGGUGUUGAGCUUGGAGUGCAAGGGCAGUAGAAAUUUCAUGAGUGCGCUCAGGAGAGCUGUGGAAGUUGACUUCAAAGACAAAGAUAAACAGAAAUCACAAGGACUCUACCUGCUGACUACUGGAAUACCUGAUCAGGAAACACACACAAUCAGUGCCUAUGUGGCUGAGGCUUGUGGAGGUUUUGAUUUGCAGCUCCAUGUGUGUCUGUUCAGUGUCACAGCGGGCACUGGCUCCAGUGGGAUUGUCCCAGCGCGCUACGCCAGCCCAAGGGAAGCUGCCAGUGCUUUUAGAGAGAUUGUACAGGCAGCCAAGGGGAGGUUCCACUGGUUUGGAGAAGCAGGUAUUUUUGAAAGUGAUGAUAUUACCUGUAUUAUAUCUGAAAUGGAAAAAGCAAAGAACUAUUCCCAAAAGUGUGCAUUCCUAGUGGAGUCCUUAAAGCAACGCUCAGUAAAUCAGUCUGUGAAACCCCUCACACCAGAAGGAGACUCAAAUGUGCCCAUGAGGAACAAGAUAAGAAAACCACAGAAGGUGCCAUCUCCUAAACCCACAGCUGUGCUUAAGGAUGUUAAAGACAACCACGGUGGAGAGAGAAAUACUCCUGUAAGAGUACAGGCAUGGCGUCCUCCCAGUGCCAAAGCAGGAAUUCCUCCAGCACAAACAGUAAAAGAAUGGCCUGAGACUGAGAAUAAGAGAAAGCACAAACCCAGGAAGCAGCCAGAGCUUUCUGUGUCCGUAUUUUACACGGGAGAAGGAAGAAAUGUGGGUACAAUAUAUCAGAAGUAUCCAAAGGCAAUGUGUGUAAGAAAAUCUGUUUGCUCUGUCAUAUUGCCAGAGGAAGAGGAAAUCUGUUCAAGCAAAGAGUGGCUGACCAAGUACAGUAUUAAAAAGCUUAAACUGGAGUUGCCCAGGCUGAUGUUUGGCCCAGGCUGUAUCCACCAGAAGAAAACUGUGGAGUCUCUGCACAAGGAAGUAUCAGCAAAAUACUGUUCUAUCUUCCCCAGUGCAGAAAUCAAUGGGGUUGUGAAACAUCUGCAGUUUCACCCUAAAGAGCUGGAAACCUACACAGAACAGCUGGAGAAGGCGCUGCAGCGCUACAUCCAGAGAGUGCAGUGGCUUCUCUCAGGAAGCCGAAGAUUGUUUGGGACCAUUUUAGAAGCAAAUGUCUGUGUUUUGAUUGAUACCUCUGGUUCCAUGGGCCCAUAUUUGCCACCUGUCACAAAAGAACUUACCUCGCUCAUCUGGGAACAGCUGAGAAAAAAUAAAGUCAGGUUUAACCUGCUGAGAUUUGCAGAUAAUACAGAGAGUUGGAGAGAGUCUCUUGUGGAAGCAACUGAUGAAAGCUGCCAUGAUGCUGUGCAGUGGGCUUCCACGUGCCGUGCCCAUGGGAACUCCUGCAUCCUUGCAGCUUUACAGAAAGCUCUCAGUUUCCAAGGUGUAGAGGCACUGUAUCUAUUGACUGAUGGAAAACCAGGCACCAGUUGCAGUCUGAUUUUGAAAGAAAUUGAAAGUUUGAUAAAGAAACAAGAUACUAAAAUCCACACCAUUUGUUUUAGCUGUGCAGACAGAGGAGCUGUUGAAUUCCUGAAGAAGCUUGCUUCCCAAACAGGAGGGCGCUUCCACUGCAGUGCUGGAGGUGAAGAUGGACAAUUAGCAGCACACAGAAUAUUGACAGAAGGGCUGGAUGAUGAAGAUAAUCCAGUUUUCCCCUACUUUGAAGGAGAUGAUUUAAAGAAACUUACUCAAGAAGUGGCAAAAGCUAGAAGUUUCUUAAAGCAGGCAAAAUCUUGGAGAUUAUUGCUUGAAAAAUGGAACACGAACCAAAAAGACAAAUCUGGCUUUCAAAAAAGUGUUCAGGAUUAAAUUUUAGAUGAAGAAAAGAUGCUGAAGAGGUUUGGAAUCACACCAUUAACCUGCUUCUUUUCAAAGUGCUCUCACACCUUCCAGCUUCAAGCAGAAAGAAAGACUUUUUUCUUUGUUGUCACGACUGCUGGCAAGACAAGAAGUUGCAGGUGAUAAGUGCUGCACUGACCCCACUUGCAGAUUUUGCAGGAUUCAAAGUAAAUCAAGUCCUGAACUCCAUGAAUUUUAAACAUAAGUAGAGGAUAGUUUUCAAUAUAGUUAAUACAAAUUUUUAAAGUGUAUGUAUCAGUAGUUAUACAGGGUCACAACUUUUGUUUCUCUUUUACUGCAUUGUAUUAAUAAUUUCUACAAUUAGUUGCUGGUAUGUCUAAAUUGCCUUUUUUGUCUGAUGGUUUGAGAAUUCUUUACUGGUGCUUAUUAUGCCUAACAGAUGGGCAGAUGGCUGUGAUGUUAGGAAGAGAAUUCUUUAUGCCAGUUUUGCAUAGAAAGUCCAAGAAAUAACCUCAGUGCAGAAAACAAAGAGAAGUUUUGCUAAUAAUUAUUUUGACUCUGCUUUUCAUGUUGGCAGUGAAGAAAGAUUUAGAGCUGAUGAUUCAGAAAUGAUCAGACAUGCAAGAAAGUAAUACCCUGUUGCUGAUGUAGCCUAGUUGUGUUUGUAUGACCAGACACUGCCUGUCUUCUGAGCAAUCCUGUUCUUACAUAUUUCCUGUCUAGAAAGAUUAAAAAUGUUUGCCAGUAUCAGUUGAUUUGGUUUUUACUGAUUUCUGUAGUGAUCCCUCGCUAGUAUUUUGUAGAAGUUCACUGUUACCUUUUAGGGGAUUAGAAAUUCAUUUCAGGUGUUUAAUAUAUGUAAUAUAAUAAAAAUGGAUUCAUACUUCAAAAUUAAUAUAUUGAGUCUGCAUUUAUUCAGGAGCCAUUUGCAUCUCCUGUUUGCCACUGGAUAUGCUGUGAUAUGGGAGAUUGUGUCUUUUCUGUACUUUUAUCUCUUUUGUCUCUACAUAGAAUUAAAAAUUACUUCUAGCAUAAA
Prinia subflava (tawny-flanked prinia) is the source of this 4739-nucleotide messenger RNA. It is a transcript of the gene VWA3A, whose product is annotated as von Willebrand factor A domain containing 3A. The coding region runs from base 182 to 3712 and encodes 1176 amino acids. The record is from RefSeq and is a predicted model, not a curated record. Lineage: Eukaryota; Metazoa; Chordata; Aves; Passeriformes; Cisticolidae. The transcript is spliced from 34 exons.